Molecule: messenger RNA, 868 nt
Organism: Toxoplasma gondii ME49
Lineage: Eukaryota; Apicomplexa; Conoidasida; Eucoccidiorida; Sarcocystidae
Gene: RPL30
Product: ribosomal protein RPL30
Exons: 3
Coding region: 259-585 (108 amino acids)
Cellular component (GO): cytosolic large ribosomal subunit
Molecular function (GO): structural constituent of ribosome; RNA binding
Source: RefSeq, a predicted model, not a curated record
ACUCUUUUUCCCUAUCGGCUUUUAGAACGAAGAGUGUGCCCCGCAUGAGCGUUUUUCGGAGAGAGGGGAAGAGCGGGAGACACAGAAUCGCGCGCGGUGUAUGUACACCCUGUUCUCAACGGAUUCGAAGUCGCCUUCCCCCGGUUUGCUGCCCGCAGGCUCUCUUGUUCACUUUCUUUCCGGUUUCUCGCGAGGCGUUGGACAGGGGACUCGAGGCCCGUCAGUUUCGCGCGUUUUCCUGUUUUCGUUUUCCUCAAAAUGGCAAAGAAAGCGAAGAAGUCCGGCAGUGAGGGGAUCAACUCCCGCCUCCAGCUGGUCAUGAAGAGCGGCAAAGUCAACCUCGGGUGCAAGACGGCCAUCCACGCUCUCCGCACUGGCAAAGCGAAGCUCAUCAUCAUCAGCAACAAUUGCCCUGCUCUCCGCAAGUCCGAGAUCGAGUACUACGCCAUGCUCUCCAAGUGCGGCGUCCACCACUACCACGGAGACAACAACGAGCUCGGCACUGCGUGCGGGAAGCUCUUCCGCGUGAGCUGCUUGGCUGUGACUGACCCGGGCGACUCGGACAUCAUCCGCUCGGUGGAGUAAAUCCGAAAGUCGCCAAGUCUUCUGAGACAACUGCAUGCGCCGCACUUCCUUGGUGGGGUGUGCAGGACUGUGGAGUUCGUCGGUCGUCUUUUGGGGUGUUGGUGGCGGCUGCAAGCGCGAGGGACGGAGCGAAUUGUCAGUUCCUGUCUCCGUGAAAAGGGAAGUGAGAGGCGCGCUCCUCAGCUCCUGUGUCGAUCUGUCGGACUCGAACCCGCGUUGAAGUUUCUGUCUUCUCUGAACUCGGCUGCUCUUCGUCAGCUUUCCAUCUCCUUUCUCCGGGGUG